Symbiodinium necroappetens is the source of this 1185-nucleotide messenger RNA. The record is from the annotation of a GenBank genome assembly. Lineage: Eukaryota; Dinophyceae; Suessiales; Symbiodiniaceae.
AUGCUUGCCUAUGCCUGGGCAGUGCUGCAGUCUGGGAAGGACUUGGUAGGCGUCGCAAAGACCGGCUCCGGCAAGACCUUGGCCUUCCUUCUCCCUGGUUUCGUAAAGCUCAGGAAGCUCAAGAAAGCUCAGGAAGUUGACACCAAGAAGGGGCCGGCACUUCUGUGCAUGACGCCGACGCGAGAACUGUGUCACCAGAUUUAUUCGGAUGCCGAGAAGUUCGGUGGCCCAGUGCAGAUAACAGCUGCGUGCUGUUACGGCGGCGCCAACCGAAAAGACCAAGAAUGGGCAAUACAGACGGGCCCGGACUGCCUCAUCGCCACACCCGGUCGACUGAAUGAUUUCGUCCAGAAGAAGCAGGUCCGUUUGGACCAAGUCCGGUUUGCAAUCAUUGACGAGGCAGAUCGCAUGCUCGACAUGGGCUUCGAGCCACAAAUCAAACAGGUCUUGGACGAGGUCCCCUGGCACGACCGCCAAACCUGCAUGUUUACGGCCACCUGGCCACAGGAGUGCAAGAAACUCGCGGAGACCUACAUCAAGGACCCUGUGCAGAUCCAAAUUGGAUCUGGUGAGAUCACCACCAACAAAAAUAUCGUGCAGCACGUGAAGAUGGUGGAUCGCGACUCUGACAAGCUGGAAGCGCUCAAGGAGAUCCUGCGCGGCUUGCCCGAGGGAGCCGGCUGCCUGGUGUUCUGCAACUCCAAGAAGAAGUGCGGAACCUUGAGCUGGGAUCUCGAGGGCGACACGGAGUUAGGCAUGCCGGCUACCGAGCUGCAUGGCGACCUGGACCAGAACCAGCGCGACAAAGCUCUUUGGAAGUUCAAGUCCGGAGAGGCGCGAGUCUGCGUCGCCACCGACCUUGCCUCGCGUGGGCUGGACGUACGGAACAUCGCCGUUGUUGUCAACUACGACGCACCGAAAUCGGCAGAGGACUACGUUCACAGGAUAGGCCGCACAGGCCGGGCAGAGGAUUCCGGCGAGGCCUACACCCUCUUGCUGAAGUGGGGCAACGAGGCUGAAGCCAAAUAUAUCGCCCAGAUCAUGCGCAAGGCCAGUCAGGAUGUCCCAGAGGACGUGCAGGAGUUGGAAAAGAACGCCGAAGAUGAUUGGAAGAAGGGGCUUCUGUUUGUGGUGGUAACAGACUGUAUCAUGUUGCAGGGCGAUUGUGCUGUUGGGAAUGUGUAA